Messenger RNA from Culicoides brevitarsis, 1168 nucleotides. RefSeq lists its product as uncharacterized. NCBI's taxonomy places the organism in Eukaryota, Metazoa, Arthropoda, Insecta, Diptera, Ceratopogonidae. Bases 363 to 860 code for a protein of 165 amino acids. The record is from RefSeq and is a predicted model, not a curated record. The transcript is spliced from 3 exons.
UUGAAGAAUCAAGUCGCAAUUUUUAACGCGCUCGUCAUUCAUCACACACAUAUUUAUCCGUGCUUCGCGUCGUCGUCGUAGACACCCACACAAAAAGUUUAUUUAUUUAUUUAUUUAUAUACGAAAAAAAAGUGCCAGUUUUUCUAAAUAUAAAUACAUUGAUCAAUUAAUUAAAGAUUGAAUCAUCUUCAAGAAAUAAAAAAAAAACUGAAAUCAUCUGCUGCUAAAACAAAAAAAAGAGAAGAAGAAGAAAAAAUCUUAAAAGUGCCUCAGAAAAUAAUAAUAUUAUUUUUGCACAAAACGCUACAAAAAUAAACAUUUUUCACGGUCAAAACUUGAAUUAAUUCCGACAUCACACAAAAAUGGCGAGAAAGCCCCAUUUAAACACUUGCUGCUGCUAUUCGCUGCGUACGGGAACAAUUAUCUCCGGCGUAAUUGGCAUCGUCUUGGCCAUUAUCAACUUGAUCUUAAUUUUCACAACGCGCGCCGAGUUCAAAACCAUCAUCAUGGACUGGCUGCCAUCGUCUGUCGUCAAAAUUAUCAUCGCCAUCAAUCUCGCCAUGACAAUUUUGAUCAGUAUUUUACUCAUUGUCGGUGCCAUGAAACGAAAUCACUAUUUGAUGUUGCCAUGGGUCAUUUUGGGCAUCAUGUUGGCAAUUGGAUUGCUUAUCUCGGUACUUUAUACGGCGAUUGUUCUGUUGAUUGACGGCUUUAUUUCGGCGGGAGUGUUGUGGAUUAUCGUUGGAUUGAUUGUUGUUGCAAUUUAUGUGUACAUGUGGGUCAUUGUCUUCAGCUACUUCUCCGAUCUUAAGGACGAAAAUGAUCGUGGACGUUACGCUAAGCAACCGUAUAGGCGAUAAAUUGGCGGAGAAAUUAAUCUUUAAUAUAUUUAAUGGAUAUUAAACCCUCUGAAUCCUUAAUUUUUAACACUUAAGAUUAUUCUUAACUUAAUUUCACUUAACGUUUAAGUUUUUUUUCAUUAAUUUAUUUUUAGUUUUUACAUUUUACAAAAUAUUAUAACAAAAAACAAACAAAUUUAAUGUUAAAAAGGGGUCUAAUAGAGAUCCAUAAGAUGUGAAAAUAAAUGUGCCUUAUUAACGUAAAAUUUUUCUUUCCAUAUUUUUAACGUUAGUUCACGCAGGGAGGCUCGUUUCAAACAUUUUUCGUA